AUGUGCCGCUGCUACGAAUUCCUUGACAUGAAAAGCAGAAGGUUUGCAGCUGUCAUCAAGAAGCUUGACGGCGAGCUUGCAGGAACGAGAACGGCCCCUGAUGAGAAAGGUCGAAACCUGCUCCUCGAAUACCACACUAUCGUAGAAGAAGUCGAUAGACUACCACCCCAAUACAAGACUGUCAUUCUUGACAUCUGUCAGAAAAUGGAGAACGGUAGGGUGGAUUACGCACAUAAAGUCGCAACCAAUGGCACUGUUUACCUCGAGACUAUUGCUGACUAUGACCUCUAUUGUCACUACGUCCCAGGCCUUGUAGGUGAGGAAGCGUCUUUUCUCUGCGAUCAACUUCAGCUAGCAACUCUAUGGGCCUUCUCCUUCAAAAGACCAAAAUUAUCCGUGAUUUACGUCGAGGAGAGACGCUUCUUUCGGCCUCGAGAAAUCUGGGCUAAAUAUGGCUUCAACGAGAUGAAUGACAUGUAUGAGAAGGGUUAUGUUGAGCAUGCCACGCGGACACAAAUCGGCAUGGUUCUCGAUGCUCUCCAGAGCAUGUCCGUGUUAUACACGGCCCCCUUCUCCAUGGCAAUGGCCACAUUGGCGCUUUGCUUCAUGAACCCAGAAAUGUUCCAGCGUAACAUCAAGAUGCGGAAAGCGGAUGCUGCUCAUCUUAUCAUGCGGUCAACAAAUGCAAGAGAAGUCACUUUAAUUUUCCGGGAGUAUGCACGGAAGGUUACCACAAGGCCAAACGGCAUGACCCAAACUUCAAAAUUUCAGUGA
Molecule: messenger RNA, 774 nt
Organism: Suillus subalutaceus
Lineage: Eukaryota; Fungi; Basidiomycota; Agaricomycetes; Boletales; Suillaceae
Product: isoprenoid synthase domain-containing protein
Exons: 6
Coding region: 1-774 (257 amino acids)
Biological process (GO): ergosterol biosynthetic process; farnesyl diphosphate metabolic process
Cellular component (GO): endoplasmic reticulum membrane
Molecular function (GO): squalene synthase [NAD(P)H] activity
Source: RefSeq, a predicted model, not a curated record